This is a messenger RNA of Octodon degus (degu), 2736 nucleotides long. It is a transcript of the gene Klf10, whose product is annotated as Kruppel like factor 10. Gene Ontology annotation, molecular function: DNA-binding transcription factor activity, RNA polymerase II-specific; RNA polymerase II cis-regulatory region sequence-specific DNA binding. Lineage: Eukaryota; Metazoa; Chordata; Mammalia; Rodentia; Octodontidae. The record is from RefSeq and is a predicted model, not a curated record. Gene Ontology annotation, biological process: regulation of transcription by RNA polymerase II. Bases 88 to 1533 code for a protein of 481 amino acids. The transcript has 4 exons.
ACCUGAAUGGGGCGGGGGCAGACGGCGCGCUGCGCGGAGGGAAGCUGAGGGCGUCGAGGCUUCGUCUUGCGCGGUGCGGUGACCACUAUGCUCAGCUUGGGUGCUGCGCUCCAGCGGGCUGCGGAGGAAAGAAUGGAAGUGAUUUCUGAAAAGUGCAGAGAGAGUGUGUACUCCUGGAACAGAACUGCAGAGAAGAGUGACUAUGAGGCCGUGGAGGCACUCAUGACUAUGAGCUGCAGUUGGAAGUCUGAUUUCAAGAAAUAUCUGGAAAACAGACCGGUCACUCCGGCAUCGGACACGUCAGAGGAGGAGGGCCUGCUGCCGGGGACACCUGACUUCCACACAGUCCCCACAUUUUGUCUGACCCCACCCUACAGCCCCUCUGACUUUGAAGCCUCUCAAGUGUCAACCCUGAUGGCACCGGCGCCAUCUGGCGGACAUUGCAAGUCACUGUCAGUCCCUGCCAAGCUCCACAUAGCUGCGCCUUACAAAGAGGAGGAAAAGAGCCCCCCACCCAUCCCCAGACUUCCCAAGGCACAGGCGACAAGUGUGAUACGGCACACAGCUGAUGCCCAGCCCUGCAGCCACCGAGCCUGCCCUGUGAAGACCUCCAGCACCCUCAACUACCAGGAGGGCUCUUUCCAGAGAAGGCCCCACCCGAGUGUUGAGGUUGUGAGGAAAAAUGUGCCCUGCGCGGCUGUGUCUCCCAGCAGAGCCAAGUGUGAGCCUGACACAUUGGCUGCUGCCAGUGACCCGGUGGCCACUGCACCCCGUGAUUCCCCCACGCCUUCCUUGGACGCCAUCCUCUCCAGGGCCUGGCCUGGCCCCUCAUCCCCACAACCCCCAGCAGUGGCCUCUCCACCCACGGUGCCCACGCUGGGGACAUCGCCGCCACUGCCAGUCAUCUGCCAGAUGGUCCCCCUGCCUGCACACAGCCCUGUUGUGACCACUGUUGUGCCCAGCACCCCACCCAGCCAGCCGCCCACCGUCUGCCCGCCAGUGCUGUUCAUGGGCACUCAGGUGCCCAAGGGUGCCGUCAUGUUCGUGGUGCCCCAGCCUGUGGUGCAGAACCCGAAGCCGGCGCUGAGCCCACAUGGCACUAGACUGUCUCCCAUCGCUCCGGCCCCUGGGCUCACCCCCUCCUCGGCCAAGGCAGCACCACAGGUGGACUCCUCCAGGAUCCGGAGCCAUAUCUGUAGCCACCCGGGCUGUGGCAAGACAUACUUCAAAAGCUCCCAUCUGAAGGCGCACGUGAGAACACACACAGGAGAGAAGCCGUUCAGCUGCAGCUGGCAGGGCUGCGAGCGCAGGUUUGCGCGCUCUGACGAGCUGUCCCGGCACCGGCGCACACAUACCGGGGAGAAGAAGUUUGCCUGCCCCCUUUGCGAGCGGCGCUUCAUGCGCAGUGACCACCUGACCAAGCAUGCGCGGCGCCACCUAUCAGCCAAGAAGCUCCCGAACUGGCAGAUGGAGGUGAGCAAGCUCAGCGACACCACUCUGCCGCCGGCACCUGCACCUGCACCUGCACAGUGACACUUGGGACCAUGAGGUCACAACUCACUUUGCCACAAUUGAGCUGGAUGGAGCACCAGGGCUUCUCCAGAUCUGGCCCAUGUGGGGGCUGGAAGCAGGGAUCCAGCCUGGGGCAAAGCCCAGCCUGGGCAGUGGCUGGAAGGGCUGCAGAUACCCGCAGGUCCUAGUGCAGUGUCACUGCUGUCAUGUGAAAGACCAGGAGGCUCUUGCUCCUUUGAGCAAUCAUCUGGGUCUCUAGGGGAGGUCACAGUGCUGCAGUGGUGCAGCUUUGAAUCAGCGAGUGCAUUGGUCACUUUUCCAUGGCCUUGACACCCAAGAAGGGUGUUUGGAUGUGAUCCCUCUGAGCCCCGUUCCGGAACAGAGGCCUCGGUUGACGUUGCGAUACAGAGACGAGCUCAGGCCAGCGGCGUCAGCACAUGCACCCCGCCAGCCUGUGAUCGGCCAUUGCCGCACCCCGGGUUCAGGUGCUUAUUGCAAAGGAUGCCAGCAUCCCGCAGGCCCUAGCCCCUGGGCUGGAGUGGCUCUGUAGAGGGGAAGGGGCCCGGAGUGCUGGGGCCCUCGUUGAUUUAACUGCUUUGAAGUGGAGCUGCAGUUUUUUGCAUUAUUGUUUUGAGAUGACUAUUUAGGCAUUUUAUUAUGCUUUCAACUUUAGUUUGCCUGCAGUUUCUUGUGUGCACCUGAAAAUUGUAUCCCAAUGUGUUUUCUGUAGACUCUCAGAUAAGUUGCACUUUGUUUAGAAAAAAAUCUGAGAUGCGUCCAUUGUGUAAAGAAGGGAUGGCAAGAAUUCUAGGUGACUCCUUUAAAAGGGCCGCAGAGACCAAUAUGGUAAGGUCGUGUGCAUCACGGAAUUGGAAACUAUGAUUCUGUGGGCAAAGUCCUGCCAGCUCUAACUCACAGGAGUUUUUCAGAAAUGUGGAAGGAGCAAGUUGAACAUUUUUAGAACAUUCAAUUUUGUUAGCAGUAUUUCUGUUAUAUUUUGUGGUGUAGUGGGUGAUACACAUAGGGGGGUAAAUUGUUUGGAACACAUGGUGAAAAAUGUCACUAUCUGCACAUUUAAAAUUUUGUCUAUAUGACUGUAGAUUUCUGACAUCAAAAACGCAGACCCUUAGUAGAAUUUUCUGUUAGUUGAAAAUCUGGUGACAAUUUGCACAGUAUUUCUUUUAUUGUACUUGUUUCCAAUAAAAAAAUUCCCUUUGUUAUAUG